Molecule: messenger RNA, 984 nt
Organism: Scleropages formosus (Asian bonytongue)
Lineage: Eukaryota; Metazoa; Chordata; Actinopteri; Osteoglossiformes; Osteoglossidae
Gene: sdsl
Product: serine dehydratase-like
Exons: 7
Coding region: 1-966 (321 amino acids)
Biological process (GO): L-serine catabolic process; L-threonine catabolic process
Molecular function (GO): L-serine ammonia-lyase activity; threonine deaminase activity; pyridoxal phosphate binding
Source: RefSeq, a predicted model, not a curated record
AUGUCGGACUCGGACACUUUCCACAUCAACACUCCGCUGCUGGAGAGCUUAGAGCUGUCCAAGAGGGCCGGGACCACCGUCUUUCUCAAGAUGGACAACGGCCAGCCGUCCGGAUCCUUCAAAAUCCGGGGCAUCGGACACCUCUGCCAAAAGAUUGCAGGUCCAGGGUCUAAAGGUGUCGUCUGUUCCUCGUGUGGCAACGCAGGUAUGGCCACAGCCUAUGCAGCCAAGAAACUUCAUAUCCCAGCAACCAUCAUUGUACCAGCCUCCACUCCUGAGCUGAUGAUCCAGAAGCUGAAGGACCUGGGUGCUACAGUCAAAGUGAUGGGCAAGGUGUGGGAUGAGGCCAACACCGAGGCUUUGCAAGUGGCCAGAACAGAGGGCCUUACCUUUGUCCCCCCGUUUGACCACCCCCUGCUUUGGGAGGGUCAUGCCAGCAUGAUAAGGGAGAUCAAGGCCUCCCUACCCUGUAAACCUGGGGCAGUCGUGGUUGCUGUUGGUGGAGGAGGGCUCCUCUGCGGGGUGGUGGAAGGUCUGAAGGAGGUGGGCUGGAAUGACGUGCCCAUUAUUGCUAUGGAGACACAAGGUGCAAACUGUCUGAAUGCAGCCAUCAAUGCGGGGAAACCAGUUACCCUCGCUGACAUCACAAGUGAGGCCAAGUGUCUUGGAGCCAAGACUGUGUGUAUGCAGGCCUUUGAGUACACCAAGGAGGGCAACAUCAUCUCAGAGGUGGUGACAGACCUGGAGGCCCUGCAGUCGGUGGAACUUUUCCUGGAUGAUGAGCGAGUGCUGGUUGAGAUGGCUUGUGGUGCCGCCCUGGCGGCCGUGUACAGCGGGGUGAUCCAGAGGCUGCAGGAUCAGGGUCGCUUGCCUCGCCAACUGGGGCCCCUGGUGGUGGUAGUGUGUGGAGGCAGCGGCAUCAACCUGAGCCAGCUGGAACACCUGCAGAACAAGCUGCGCAUCUGAACCGGAGCCUUGCCCAUG